AUGGAGUAUUCUCGUGUCUCGUUACUAGUAUUUGGCAUUUCUUUCAUUUGCUUCUUCCUUUGCACCCAAGCUAGGUGGCAUUACCACGCAAAACACCACAAGCAGAGUCAUCCUCAUAAAUCAUCCACAAUUUCAGAACCUCCCACUCCUCCACCUGAACCUGCCACUCCUCCUCCUGAGUCCGCUAAUCCACCUGAUGGUAGUGGCUUCAACUCUACUGGAGUUUUUGAUGUACGCAAUUUUGGGGCAAUUGGUGAUGGAAUAACAGAUGAUACGGACGCGUUCAAGAUAGCAUGGGAUGCAGCCUGCAACCAAGUUGAUUCUGCUGUCAUCCUUGUUCCUUAUGGUUUCGAAUUCAUGAUCCAAUCAACAAUUUUCACUGGUCCUUGUCAAGGUGGCUUAGUAUUUCAGGUUGAUGGGACACUUAUGCCACCUGAUGGACCUGACUCUUGGCCCCAGAAGAACAGCAGGCGUCAGUGGCUGGUAUUUUACCGAAUCAAUGAAAUGUCACUUCUAGGAGGUGGUGUAAUAGAUGGCAGAGGAGAGAAAUGGUGGAAUCUUCCUUGUAAACCCCACAAGGGAAUAAAUGGAACAACGAUGCCUGGACCAUGUGAUAGUCCAAUCGCCAUAAGGUUCUUCCUGGGCUCAAAUUUAACCGUGCGAGGACUUAAAAUCAAGAAUAGCCCGCAGUUCAACUUCAGAUUUGACAACUGCAAGAAUGUUCAUGUAGAAUCCAUUCACAUUACUGCUCCUGCCUUAAGUCCGAACACUGAUGGAAUUCACAUAGAGAACACCAAUGGUGUUGGAAUAUAUAAUUCAGUGAUCUCUAAUGGCGAUGAUUGUGUAUCAAUCGGGUCAGGUUGUUAUGAUGUGGACAUAAGGAACAUGACAUGUGGUCCGAGUCAUGGAAUCAGCAUUGGGAGUCUAGGAAAUCACAAUUCACGAGCCUGUGUUUCCAAUGUCAAAGUCAGGGACUCGGUGAUUAGAGUCUCGGAUAAUGGAGUUAGGAUUAAGACAUGGCAAGGUGGAUCAGGAGCAGUAUCAGGAAUAACAUUCAGUAAUAUUCACAUGGACAAUGUCAAGAAUCCGAUAAUAAUUGACCAAUUCUAUUGCCUCACCAAGGGGUGCACCAACCAAACAUCUGCUGUUUCAGUAUCGGACAUUCUCUACGAAAACAUAAAGGGAACUUACAAUAUUCGAAGACCACCAAUGCAUUUCGCCUGUAGUGAUUCAGUCCCAUGUACCAACUUAACACUAUCAGAUGUAGAGCUUCUUCCUGCUGAAGGAGAUUUAGUAAUGGAUCCAUAUUGUUGGAAUGCAUAUGGCGGUUUGCAAACUCUAGCUAUUCCUCCAGUUUCUUGCUUGAUGGAGGGCAUUCCUGGAUCCAUCUUGAAUAAUGACAUGGAUUAUUGUUGA
This is a messenger RNA of Dovyalis caffra, 1416 nucleotides long. Lineage: Eukaryota; Viridiplantae; Streptophyta; Magnoliopsida; Malpighiales; Salicaceae. The record is from the annotation of a GenBank genome assembly.